AUGGCCGAAGACGAGAACAAGGCGGCCGCAGGCACAUCGGUCAAUGCGCCCCCCAAGAGAACCAACAAGCGUCGAGCCGACGACGACGGCCAGGACGACCUCCCGCAGCCGUACAACGCCAACUCGCUCCAGCCCGCCAAGCGGCGCGCCGUCUCGCCGUCGGAGCAGCCGCGCAAGCUCAAGCGCCCUGGGGCGCGCGCGCGCAUCUCCGAGGCCGAGCGCGAGGCCAUCCGCCUGCGCCAGAUCGAGCGGGACCGCGCCGCGGCGGCGGCCGAGGCGGCGGCGGCCGAGCAGAACCGCCUGCGAGGCGUGCACGACGUCGUCAAGCAGCACUACAACAGUGUGCCCGAGCGGGGCCGUGACUGGCGCACGAGGGACAGCAAAAUCAAGGGCCUGCGCGUCUUCAACAACUGGAUCAAGAGCUGCAUUGUCCAGCGCUACUCCCCGGACGAGGACCACACGCCCGGCUCGCGCGAAUUGGGCCGCUCCAGCGGCAAGGAGCUUCUCGUCCUCGACAUUGGCUGUGGCAAGGGAGGCGACUUGAGCAAGUGGCAGCAGGCGCCGCAGUCCAUCCAGCUCUACGUCGGCCUCGAUCCCGCCGACGUGAGCAUCGAGCAGGCCAGGGAGCGCAGGAGACCGCCACCCCGCCUCUUUGACGCGCGCUUCCAUGUCAAGGACUGCUACGGCGAGAGCAUCGAAGACGUCGACAUCAUCCACCAGGUCGGCUUCGACCCGUCCCCCAUGAACCGCCGCGGCUUCGACGUCGUCAGCAUGAUGUUCUCCAUGCACUACGCCUUUGAGUCCGAGGCCCGCGCCCGCACCAUGCUGCGGAACGUCGCCGGCGCCCUGAAAAAGGGCGGCCGCUUCAUUGGCUGCAUCCCCAACUCGGACGUCCUCGGCGAGCGGGUUCGGCAGUUCAACGAAAAGGCCGCCGCAAAGCGCACCGCCCAGGCCAAACCUGCCGAGCAAGACGGCUCCUCGCCAGCCGACAAAACGCCCCCCCCCACGGACGAGCCCGAGGACGGCGAGCUCGAAGAAGGCGAGGCCGAGCCGACGGCCGAAUGGGGCAACUCCAUCUACCGCGUCCGCUUCCCGGGCAAGACACCCGACGACGGCGUGUUCCGCCCCGCCUUUGGCUGGAAGUACAACUUCUUCCUCGACGAGGCCGUCGAAGAGGUCCCCGAGUACGUGGUCCCGUGGGAGGCGUUCCGCGCCCUGGCCGAGGACUUUAACCUGGAGCUGCAGUUCCACCGCACCUUUCCCGAGAUCUGGGAGGCGGAAAAAGACGACGCCGAACUCGGGCCCCUCAGUGAGCGCAUGGGGGUUCGUGAGAGGGGGGGCGGGCCGCUGCUCGUGUCCGACGAGGAAAUGGAGGCGGCCAGCUUCUACAUUGGUUUCUGUUUCUACAAGGUCUAA
Molecule: messenger RNA, 1416 nt
Organism: Hirsutella rhossiliensis
Lineage: Eukaryota; Fungi; Ascomycota; Sordariomycetes; Hypocreales; Ophiocordycipitaceae
Product: mRNA capping enzyme domain-containing protein
Exons: 2
Coding region: 1-1416 (471 amino acids)
Biological process (GO): 7-methylguanosine mRNA capping
Cellular component (GO): nucleus
Molecular function (GO): mRNA 5'-cap (guanine-N7-)-methyltransferase activity
Source: RefSeq, a predicted model, not a curated record